UUGUAUACCUGUUGUUUGCUGUGGUGUGUAGUGCUGCGUGGCUUGGCGGUGGCGGUGGUGGUUUAAUGGGGUUUCGCUGGAUUUAUGUCGCUUUGCAGGAGAGAAUCCGGUUCCCCCUGCGCUGUCUUUAAUGGGUUAUUAGUUGCAAUUGAGUGAAGCAGCAGCGACCGGAGAUAGAUCUGUUGUUUAGCUUUUACCAUUGUUGAAUUCACCCCUUCCUCCGCCUCCCCCUGCACGAUUAUUUACUUUUAUACCACGAGGGUGGUGGUGGUGGCUUUUUUUUUUUUCUUCCUCUUCUUUAGGGAAAAGUAGUUCUAGUCUCAUCCCGGUACGAGUUUCCGGGGCUGCUCGAAUCCCGAGGUUUCCGAGACGUUGAGGGACCCCAGUACCUUGAAAUCACAACACUUUCUCAUCCUUCCCGAGUAGAGUUUAUUUUAAAAUGUAGUGACAGAUCAGUGUUGUAUUUUAAGAUCACCCACGGCAGGCGAACACAUGGUGCGGGAAGAUACUGUACGUAAGGAACUAACACGAGAGGGAGAAAGAGAGAGAGGAAAAUUAAAAUCUGAAAUCUUUGCGAGCAGAGCGCUGCUGUCAUUACUCUGGAGUGCUCGCGUGGGUUUUGCUUCACGGGUAACCCCAAAAGACACGAGGUGGAAAGAGGCGAGGGAAGUUCAGUGUCUCUUUUAGAUUCCCCGUUAAGUUUGAGGUGGGUAAAGUGCUUUGGAGUUCGCCGCAAGCGAGUGCCAGCCUCGGAGCCCGGAGAAACGCAGAGCUCCGGCGGGGAGGCGGCAACGCUGGUUUUGGCCACAGCGGGGCACUGUCCGGGGAGCUGCUGCUCCGGGCCGGCGCCUUAUCUCGCCAGGCAGAGGCUUCGGAUAAAGUUAUACUGAAAACUUUAAAAUUGAUAUCGCACCCUAAUUUGUGAUACACAGGGCGGGGGAAAGAAAGCAGUCCAUCAUCAGAGAGCUCUGUUUACACCCGGGAAGGGAAGAUGUGUGCUGCUUUGUGGAAACGUUCGGCUUGGGAUUUCUUGCUGCCUUAGCUCUUUGCCGGAGGUCAUGCAAAUCGACCUUAAAAGAAUGCAUAAGCCAUAAAUUAAAAUAAACCCUUAGCCAGAGGCUGAUCCAUAAGUAGACAAUACCUAACCUGGACAAAACGGCUUCCUUUGAGAGCUGAAAAAAAGAAUAGUGCCUAAACUAAAUGCAAAGUCAGUUUCAUGAAUUCAAAAGCAACUUACCAGUGAUUUCUGGGAGCUGGGGCUGAUUUUCUUGUGUAUUUCUGCCAUGCAGAGAUGCCAGGGAGACACUGCCGACCCUUUUUGCAUUUUCUCACUACCUUCUGUGCCAUUUAUGAGUUACAGGACUGAGAAGAAUGUCUUCCAAGCAGGCUACCUCUCCCUUUGCAUGUGCAGCUGAUGGAGAGGAAACAAUGACCCAGGACUUAGCAUCAUGUGACAAGGAAGAGGGAAACAGUGAUCAGCAUGCGACCUCUCAUCUGCCUCUACAUAAUGUAAUGCACAACAAACCUCACUCUGAGGAGCUACCAACUCUGGUCACGACCAUUCAACAAGAUCCUGAAUGGGAUGGAGUAAUCUCAGCCCAGCACAGAAUGGAAUCAGAGAGUAAUAAGUUAUGUUCCCUAUAUUCCUUCCGAAAUACCUCUACCUCACCAAACAAGCCCGAUGACGGAGGUCGUGACCGCAGUGAGCUAAUGACCAGUGUUAAUUUUGGAACGCCAGAACGCCGCAAAGGAAGCCUUGCAGAUGUGGUGGACACACUGAAGCAGAAGAAACUAGAAGAAAUGACCAGGACUGAGCAAGAAGAUUCAUCCUGCAUGGAAAAGCUACUCUCUAAAGACUGGAAGGAGAAGAUGGAAAAAUUAAACACAAGUGAUCUCCUUGGUGAAAUUAAAGGUACACCAGAAAGCCUGGCAGAAAAAGAGCGACAGCUCUCGACUAUGAUCACCCAGCUGAUCAGCUUACGGGAGCAGCUCUUGGCUGCCCAUGACGAACAGAAAAAGCUGGCAGCCUCACAAAUUGAAAAACAACGGCAGCAAAUGGACCUUGCUCGCCAACAGCAAGAACAGAUUGCAAGACAACAGCAGCAACUUCUGCAACAGCAGCACAAAAUCAAUCUACUGCAGCAGCAAAUUCAGAUAACCCAGACACUUGCAAAAAUGUCAAAGCGUAGUUCUGAAGGAAAGCAGGUUCAGGGUCACAUGCCUCCGCUCAUGAUCCCAAUUUUUCCACACGACCAGCGGACGCUGGCAGCGGCUGCUGCAGCCCAGCAGGGAUUCCUCUUCCCCCCCGGAAUAACUUACAAGCCAGGUGAUAACUACCCUGUGCAGUUCAUUCCAUCAACAAUGGCAGCUGCUGCUGCUUCUGGACUCAGCCCUUUACAGCUCCAGCAACUGUAUGCAGCUCAGCUGGCAAGCAUGCAAGUUUCUCCUGGAGCCAAAAUGCCAUCUACUCCACAGCCACCAAAUACAACAGGAGCACUCUCACCCACUGGGAUGAAAAAUGAGAAGAGAGGGACCAGCCCGGUAACUCAAGUUAAGGAUGAAGCAGCCCAGCCACUGAAUCUUUCAGCCCGACCGAAAACAGCUGAACCUGUCAAAUCCCCAACAUCUCCAACACAGAACCUCUUCACAGCUAGUAAAAGCAGCCCAGUGACAGUGAUGAGCAAGAGUGGCAUCCCUAGCCCACUCGGUGGAUCUCUGGGAAGAGGAUCUUCUUUAGAUAUCCUUUCCAGUCUUAAUUCACCUGCCCUAUUUGGGGACCAGGACACAGUAAUGAAAGCUAUUCAGGAGGCUCGAAAAAUGAGAGAGCAGAUCCAGAGGGAGCAGCAGCAACAACAGCAGCCACAUGGUGUUGAUGGAAAAUUGCCCUCUAUGAAUAACAUGGGUCUAAACAACUGCAGGAAUGAAAAGGAGAGAACAAGAUUUGAAAAUUUAGGCCCACAGAUAACAGGGAAACCAAAUGAAGACGGAAAACUGGGCGCUGGUGUCAUUGAUCUUACAAGGCCAGAAGAUGCAGAAGGAAGUAAAGCAAUGAAUGGCUCUGCAGCUAAACUACAGCAGUAUUAUUGUUGGCCAACAGGAGGUGCCACUGUGGCUGAAGCUCGAGUCUACCGGGAUUCACGGGGCCGAGCCAGUAGCGAACCGCAUAUCAAACGACCAAUGAAUGCUUUCAUGGUUUGGGCAAAGGACGAGCGUCGAAAAAUUCUUCAAGCCUUCCCUGACAUGCACAACUCCAACAUUAGCAAAAUCCUAGGAUCUCGCUGGAAGUCCAUGUCAAAUCAAGAGAAACAACCUUACUACGAAGAGCAGGCACGGCUAAGUAAAAUCCACCUAGAAAAGUAUCCUAAUUACAAAUACAAACCUCGACCAAAACGUACCUGCAUUGUUGAUGGAAAGAAAUUGCGUAUUGGUGAAUACAAACAACUGAUGAGGUCUCGAAGACAGGAGAUGAGGCAGUUUUUUACCGUAGGACAACAGCCUCAAAUUCCAAUCACCACAGGAACGGGGGUUGUCUAUCCUGGUGCUAUUACCAUGGCGACUACCACGCCAUCACCUCAGAUGACAUCAGAUUGCUCGAGCACCUCUGCCAGCCCUGAGCCCAGCAUCCCUGUCAUUCAGAGCACUUAUGGUAUGAAGACGGACAGCGGAAGCCUUGCUGGAAAUGAAAUGAUAAAUGGAGAGGAUGAAAUAGAAAUGUACGAGGACUAUGAGGAUGAUCCCAAAUCAGACUAUAGUAGUGAAAAUGAAGCCCAUGAGGCAGUCAGUGCCAACUGAGGAGUGUUCACAGAAUUAAACUACUCAGACUCAACUGGAUUUUUUGGGUUUUUUUUUGAACAAAAGUUCUUAAAGAGCCUGAAUGCAUGUGUGGCUCCUACAGUUACAUCAGCAGAAUGGUCUUAAAUGUUUCUUAAUGUGUGAGACAGAUUGUUUCCCUAAUUUUUCAUGAACUUGUUUUGUUUUGUUUUGUUGUUUUGUUGGAUUUUUUUUUUUUUAAUUUAGAUGAAGACAUAUAUUAAAUAUCAGACAUCAGGACUUGAAAACUUAUAUGAAUCAAUAGCUGUCUUACAAGUCUUACCUUUUGUCUUUUUUCCGUUUGGAUGCUGAUAAAGGUUUAAGUUACUGUUUUAGAUGGGGGUUAUACAUUCUCACUCAGGUAUGCUGUGCCAGCCUACAGGUUGUGAAUGUGUUUUUAUUCUGGAUUAUUUUAGAAAACAAAAACUGCAGAUUUCAUAUUGCGAAACAGAACAAGUCCACAAGUGUGCACAUCUGUGCAUCAUAGCUUGUCUUUAAAAAAAUAGUCUCUGAAUUCCAUUUUUUUUCCAUAUGUAUAGCUGAACUUCUGAUGUGCCAAACUUUUCAUAACUUUUGAAUCUUAACAUUCAAAAAAAGAAAGUCUUAAAGGAGACACUGUAAAGUCUUAGACAAUCCUUUGGCAUCUUAAAAAAAAAUUAUAUAUAAAACCUAAUUUUUUCCAGAAUAUGGUAAAGUACUCAGGAAUCUGGAGACAGGAUAUUCUUAAGUAGUGAAUAUGGUUGCCAUAGUGCAUGUGCCCAAUUGCUUUUGCCUCUUGAUGUGCCAUUAGUGUGACAUUUUAAGUAAGCACAAAAGAGCGAUCACCAGCUAUGGACAGGCCUGUCUUAGCAGUGUGAGGCCACCUCUGAUUACAUUCUCUACCCUUCUGCUUUUAACCCUUGCAUUCAGUCUUAACACAUAUUCUCUUAAAUAAUUUAUUCAUUCCAGAAUGUCAAGGGUCCAAAUACUUAAUAUUUAUUUUUAAAAGUACUGUUGGUGGCAUUACACUUACAAUUCCUUACUGAUAUUUUAAAGAACACGUUCUUUCUCCUCCCCUAAAUCACACAGGGAUAUGAAAAUAAAAGUGCACCUGCUACUAAAAUGAUCGUGACAGUUAUGAAUGAGAAAUUCAGUUGUCCCUGUAACACUGUAUGUUCAAGGAGCACUUGGAAACACUCUGCUAUAUGUAAUGCAAAAUAAAGUGAGUUCUUUUAUAUGUACAUAGAGUACCAAUAUUCCUAAAGAAUUGUGUUUAUAGUUAUAAACCUCUAUACUUGGACAGCAAAGACAGAUGUAAAAUCCAUCAUGAUGAACUUUUAGGGCCUGUAGAAUCCUGCAGUGAAUCAUAGCUCUGUAUAUCAUGUUCCUGUUGUCACCUGAAGGAACUGUUUGCUACCUUAAGUAUUUAUGUAGUGAUUUAUAUGUGAGACUUCUAAUGGGUGAGGGAAAGCCACAAAAAUACCUGACUUGCAGAGCUGGGAAAACGGUGCAUCAAAUGUAUUUACUGAAUACUAGUCAUGUGGAAAUGUGCGCCAGAUAUGGAUGAAUGCUUGUCAAGUGCUUUGGGAUCUUUGGAUGUAAGGUGCUAUAGAAACUAAAAUUUGUAUUUGCAUUGCCUCUAGAAACAAUGCAAUUGCUGGAGACAAAUCUGGGAAAUACACAAGAGAUAGAAAUUUGAAGACUGCAAAUUGAUUGCAUUUAAGAGACAGAGAAGAAACUGCCUUUAUUUUUUUCCCUCAUACUCCACUCCUGUUCACAAAUACAUCACUGUAUAUAUAUGUGUAUAUGCAGAUUCAAUGGGCCUGAUGAUAUAUGUGCUGAAGCUGAAGUUCCUCCACUCUCUUAGCUUUUAUUUUUCAUUGGAUAUGUUCAGCACAUUGGUGAUAAAUUCAGACUCAGGCUGAGAGGUAUGAGUGGGCAUAGAGCAGCUCCUCUUGAAGUCUGUGGGAAUCUUCCUACAGAGGUGAACAGGCUUUUUUAGGGCCCAGACAAUGAAAGUACAGUGUUAAUGUCAGCUGUCCUUGUACUAUCAUCCUCUCUCACAGAAAUUCAUGUAAGCUGCAAUGACAAGAUGCUGUAUUGGGAGCAGUCAGUUUCCUCAUAGCUCCACUAAUACCUAUUUGGGCAGAGACAGCCAUUGCUGCCGCUGUAGGAAUCACAAUUCUGUGUGUAAGACAGCCCCCAAGACAAAUGGGAUUGUUCAAUUUAUAAAGAAAAUGGCAUAGAAACACAAUGGUCAAAUUUCUCUGACCAUUUUGUAAUUUGGAACAAAAUGCUAUAUUUUUAAUAUUUAUUUGUGUUCUGAGUCCAUGUCUAAUAAGCAAUAAACUGGUCUAGCCAAGACUUUAAAGGCAUAUUCUGUGUCGUUAGCUGGUGAGCGCCCUCUUUAAGCUAGCUAAGGUACUGAUAGAAAGUGUUUUUUUGUUAUUAUUGCUUGGGAAUUUGAACUGGUUUUAAUUCAUUCAACUCAGAUGAGGGGGAGGAUAUCAUUAUUUCCUAAAAUAAUGACUAUUUAUUAAUGUCUUACAUAAUUCUCCAGUUAGUUAGAAUUAUUUCUCCCUCCCCCCCAUGUCACUUUCUCUUUUUUUCUGUUUUUGUUGCAUAGGUAGAAUGCUGUAUUGCUAGCAUUGUAUUUUAUGUAAUUUUUUUUUUUUUUUUGCACAAAGGCAAACAUUUAGAUUAGUUGGUUAAUUUUUUUAAAUUUUAUGACCAUGCCAAAAUAAUAUUCUGCAGGCUUGUGGAGAACAAAGGACUGUUCUUUAGGACUGAAACUUGAUUUUGCUUGUAGUACAAAAAAACACACACUCACAGAUGUUGUUUCGUAAGUGUUAUAAGCACUGGAUAUAAAUGGUAUUUUUUAUCACUUCUGACUAAUGUGAAACUGUUGUACGAAAACUACAUGAACAAAAGUCAUCUGUUUCGACUCGUGUGGGCCUGCCUCACAGUUGCCGGACUUGAGUCAUUUUUAUGUCUUGUUAUUUCAUUUAUUUAUGCAAAGUACAUGUAUGUAUGAACACUUUGUUUUAGCUCCAGCCCUGCCUCCGUGCUGAUGCUUUGUAUGUUAAAGCCACAUUCUUGAAAAUGACUGGCUGUUCAGGAAUUGCCAGCUGGUUAAAAAUUGCAUUUAUUGGCUGGGAGAGUGGGAGGAACAUAUUUGAAUCUGAAUCGUGCCUGUGAGCAUUUUAUUCUAUUUAUUAGCCAACAUUGGCUCUAAAAUGUCAGUAGAAAUCAAGAAAGGACAAUCAUAAGGAUAAAA
Pezoporus occidentalis (night parrot) is the source of this 7066-nucleotide messenger RNA. RefSeq names its product SRY-box transcription factor 6 (gene SOX6). The coding region runs from base 1372 to 3792 and encodes 806 amino acids. Gene Ontology annotation, biological process: positive regulation of chondrocyte differentiation; cell fate commitment; central nervous system development. Gene Ontology annotation, cellular component: nucleus. Lineage: Eukaryota; Metazoa; Chordata; Aves; Psittaciformes; Psittacidae. The transcript is spliced from 18 exons. The record is from RefSeq and is a predicted model, not a curated record. Gene Ontology annotation, molecular function: RNA polymerase II cis-regulatory region sequence-specific DNA binding; DNA-binding transcription factor activity, RNA polymerase II-specific.